AUGUUUCUUGAAUUUCUAUUCACCUCGCUGAUUGUGAUUUUCGCUUCGCUCUAUCUCGUCUACUGGAAAUUAAUUCGACCAGGAAAACGUAUCUAUGAUAUUUUACGAGCGCAAGGAAUUCCCGGUGAACCUUUCAUCCCAUUACUUGGUCAGGUACCUCAACUAUAUAAAUACAACAAGCAACAUCGCAUCAUGUACUUUCACGAGGAACUUUGUAAAAAGCAUGGACUGGUCUUUAUGUUUGGUCUCGGCACACACCCUCGCCUUGUUAUCCAAGAUGCUGAUUUGAUUGGCGACAUACUUGGACGAACGCGUGCACAGUAUUAUCAGAAACCAGCGGAUUUGAGUCGUCGGUUGAAGCCAUUGAUCGGCCCGAGAAAUCUUUUGAUUAGUAAUGGUAAUGAACAUAGUCGAGCAAGGAAAAUGCUUAAUCCAGGUUUUCACUUCGAAAAUCUGCGUUCGAUGGUGUCGAUUAUGACGGAUCGAACAUCAAGAACCAUCGAUCGACUUGUUGCAUCAUCUGGUAAAGUAAUCAAUCUCGAAAAGGAACUCAGUUUACUUUCGUUAACAAUCAUUGCCUCAAGUGCAUUCGGUGAAAACUUCGAAAUGAUCGUUAACGCCAGGGAAAUUGUCUCUGACGCUUUCAUCGCAGCACUAGAUGCCAUUGUCAAUCGAUCGUUGUUACUUAUCGAUCAAAUACCUUUCCUCUCUUGGCUGCCAUUUUGGGGAAAAGAUAUUAUUGACCGUGGAUGUGAAAAGGCGCUGAAUUUCGUCGAACAGAUUAUUAAUGACCGUAAACAAGGUCGAACGACGAAUCUCUGUCAAAAUGCUGAUAUCCUCGAUUUACUCCUACAAGCUGUUGAUAACGAAGGUGAACAUUUUACCGAUGAAGAAAUCAAACAGGAAGCCAUGGCGUUCGUUCUCGCUGGCCAUCAAUCGACCGGAGAUCUCAUGGUUUGGAUUAUGUAUAUUAUGAUGACCAAUCCACGUGUUCUUCAUGCUUGUCAAAGCGAAAUCGAUCGAGUUUUACCAGAUAAAGUGACGCCAACGUACGAAACAUUGAAUGAAUUACAUGUUUGUGAAUCUAUUAUCUAUGAAACCUUACGUUUGUAUCCGCCUAUUCCGUUCUUUGUUCGUCAAUGCGUUCACGAACAUACGAUUAACAGUAAAAAUCAGCAACUUUACAUUCCCAAAGAUGCAACUAUUCUAAUCAAUAGUUAUUUAAUACAUCGGGAAGAAAAAUAUUGGACACGGCCACUUGAAUUUGAUUAUACGCGAUGGAUGCGUGAUCCAGUAACAGGUCUGAAACCGAAAUUAGCCCAUCCGUAUUGUUAUUUACCAUUCGCUUCGGGAUCACGAAGUUGCAUUGGGCAAAAUUUCGCGAUCAUUGAAGCGAAAGUGAUUCUGGCCAUGUUUAUUCAACAGUUUGAUUUCGAACUCGAACCAAAAAAUCAACAAAUCGCAAUGGAUGUUCGAAUCAUAAUGCGACCGAAAUUCGGACUAUUUAGUAAAAUUACCAACCGACGGUGA
Molecule: messenger RNA, 1530 nt
Organism: Adineta ricciae
Lineage: Eukaryota; Metazoa; Rotifera; Eurotatoria; Adinetida; Adinetidae
Source: the annotation of a GenBank genome assembly